AAGCAGUAUGCCCUUUCUCUUUUUUAACAGAAAUAGAGAAUAUUAGUGCUGGAGAGGAAGAACUGCGUAGUUAUCCUUGAAAACUAAAAGAUACAAAAGAGAAUCAUGGCCCCGUGUUGGAUUAGAAAUGUCGUUAUUUUCUCCGUAAUUGCUGUUAAUGUUGCUGGACGUGAGGAAAAUAAAUCUGAGCCAGCGUUGAAUGGAACAGGAAAUAUUCCCAUAAGUUUGGUGGAAUAUCUAACUACAAAGUACGACAAGACAGUCAGGCCAAAUGCUACAUCAGGUGAUUACUCACUGACAAAGUCACUCUAUUAUGAGAACACAUUUUACUUGAUAAUGAACUUGAUAAGCUACAGUAAAAUUCGUCAGAUGUGGUUCGAGGAUCGUAUCGCUAAGUACAUAACCUCUGACAAUCAAGUGCUGCAACGAGACUAUAUUUCUCGCCUAUGGUUACCAGACUCCUACUGCUACAACGCAAAAACCUCGGACCUGAUGCUGCCCGACACUGAGGUUCAUAGCGUCAUCAGAAUCGAUCGGAGAGGCUUCAUUAUGUACAGCAGAAGUACACACAUUAUCGCUUCAUGUGAAAUGGAUUUGCACGAUUUUCCUAUGGACACACAGCAGUGUAAAUUAUCAUUUGGAAGCUAUGGCCAUACAGACGAUGACAUUCUCUUAAAAUGGAGGAAUCCCACGAUUUCAAUUGCCAACAAAGAAAUGGCACAAUUUUCCGUCGGUGACCCGACGUUGUCCACUGAAGUCAACGAGUUUUCCACCGGGAACUUCACUGUGUUAACAGUGACAUUUCCAUUCAAGAGACGCAUGGGUUAUUACAUUAUUCAGGUGUACAUCCCUUGUAUAUUUCUGGUCAUGCUCAGUUGGAUCGUGUUCUGGAUGAGGCCUGAUGACAGCGCUAGUAGACUGACUGUGGGUAUCACAACUAUCCUGACCAUUGUGUUUUUGCUCGGCUAUACCAACGGAAUGCUUCCCAAGGUCAGCUAUGUCAAAGGAAUGGACUGGUACCUGAUGGUGUGUUUCACGAUCAUUUUUCUGAGUCUGUUGGAAUGUAUUGUCGUGGACAGGUUGUGGAGGGCAAAUGCCAGGAAAAUAGAAGACGAGCAAAAAAACAGAAGGACGAUGAAUUCUGGGGACAAGGAACCAAGGAAGAAUUCGGUGAAGGACAAAGGAGGGUUAAACUGCCGUUACGUGUCUGGUGUGCAAAUUCUGAGGCCACGAAAAGCAGAUACUGGCACACAGACAAACAACGAGGGAGGAAAUCGCCUGAAUCACUGGGAAUCAAAUGAACAUAGUGAACUUUUUCAUAUGAUAAGAGAUGAAUACAGGCACUUGAGUCUUGGGGAGAUGCGUCCGCCUUUGCCCGACGAAGCUUGGGUCGAAAUGGAUAAGGAAAACACACAGGCGCAUUACGACACAGUUGUUCGCUGCUUCUUCAACAAAAGAAACUCUCGCCCAAUGGAACUCUCGGCUAAGGUGGACAAAGCAAGCCGCGUCUUAUUUCCUUUAACGUUUUUGCUGUAUAACGUUGCAUAUUGGGUGACUUACUUCCACGGCACUAAUGUUUUACCCUACAGAAUAUAAAAUACCGGAGUUUAAGUCACAGGUUCAAAUCCUGUCGAAGGAGUUCUGAUUUUUUGCGGGCGUUUUCGACUCAGUUUAUAUUCGCAUACUACAUUAGUAUGAUAAUUACAAUAUUUGACAAAAUCGUAAUUUUUCUCCCGCUCCGAAACCUACCUUUUUUUUUUUUUUUCGAAAUAGCACUCUUUCUGUCGAUUGAAUGUAAAUCACUUUCGAUGUCGGCAGAAGACUUUUAACCCUUCCAUGGCCGAGGUCUGAAAGCUAAUUAUCUUUACUAGAGAACAUACUCUUUUUUGUAGCCUUUCUUAAGACAAUAUCUGAACAAUUUCCCCCGUAGUUAACAUUUCUCUAAAUUCUCAUUACGUCUCCUCUACACAAUGUAUUAAAAUUGUAAAUGGAUCAUAUCUACGCAUACUGAUCAUUGGUUUGAGUGAAAGAGUGAAAGCAAGCUGUAAAUAUAAACACAAUAAUAAUGUUAGGAUUUUCUGAACCUCUGAAGUAUGUGCGUGCCUUACGAAAGAAAUAAAGAGUAUGCCAUUUAGGUUAUUCACAAGAGUAAGCAUAAUUUAUUGUGCGUGUAAACCUUUUAUCUCUCUGUCUAUAUUGAAUUCAAUUCACUAUUCGCCUAUUGUAAUCUUGAUGCUUUGAGCUAAGGUGGAGUAAAGACUCUGCCUCAAUGAUAAUCCUUGUUUCAAGUAUAGUCAAGUAUUUGUUCAAAAAGGUUGAAUGUUUCUAGAUCUCUCUUUCUAACUUAACUAGCCCAAGGUUGCUUUCUUUGUUUCAUUGUUCUCUCAAAAGUUGUUGGAGACCUUUGUUUAUAAGUGUUGUGUAAUUUUACGUUAGACUGAUGUAAUUAUUUCUCCCACGAUAAUUUUUUCUUGGGCCUGUCAAAUUACUGCUAUUUUUUAAAAUAUUUGUAAGUCUUGUGUGUUGCAGUAUUUAGCCUGGCAACUCGAUAAAAUGAGUUAUUCUUCCAUGUUGCCAUUUUAGGUUGACUGAAAAAAUAAAGUAUAUCCUUUUAGUUCAAA
Messenger RNA from Pocillopora damicornis (cauliflower coral), 2621 nucleotides. Its product is annotated as gamma-aminobutyric acid receptor subunit gamma-4. The record is from RefSeq and is a predicted model, not a curated record. Gene Ontology annotation, biological process: monoatomic ion transmembrane transport. Lineage: Eukaryota; Metazoa; Cnidaria; Anthozoa; Scleractinia; Pocilloporidae. Gene Ontology annotation, cellular component: membrane. Gene Ontology annotation, molecular function: GABA-A receptor activity; extracellular ligand-gated monoatomic ion channel activity.